AUGAAGACACGUUUGAGUUUAUAUGCAAUUGCUAACAACUUUCAGUUUACAGUGAGUAAAUCUUGCACGAUUAAGUAUGUACUCAAUUAUUUGGACAAAAAUUGCAAAUGGAGUUCAAGGGCUUCAAGAGAUGGAAGGACAAGCAUGUUUCUUAUUAGAAGACUCAACAACAUGCACACAUGCUCAGUAGAUAUUAGAAUGGAAGAAAAAAGGGAGGCAACAACUUCCAUUGUAGCAGAGGUGACAAAAUCCAAGUUUUUGAAUGUCAAAACAAUUUACACACCGACAAACAUAAUUUUAGACUUUGAAAAGGAAUAUGGUGUAAUUUUGAAUUAUAAUAAAGCUUGGAGAGAGAAGGAAAAGGCGCUUGGACUGAUUAGAGGUAAUCCGGGUGACUCUUAUGAUGUUUUGCCUAGUUAUUUUCACAUGAUUUUGGAAACAAAUCCCGGAUUAGUAGUUAACAUUCCAACUUCAAAAGACAAUAUAUUUCUAUAUGCUUUUAUGGCUCUUGAUGCUUCUAUAAAGGGCUGGAAAUAUUGCAGACCGGUGGUUGUAACAGAUGGUACUUUUUUAAAAUCAAAUUAUGGUAGAACUCUAUUGACAACAUGCACACAAGAUGGAAACAGUAAAAAAUUUCCUCCAGCAUUUGCUAUUAUCGACUCUGAGAAUGACGCUUCAUGGGAAUACUUCUUUCGAGAGUUUAAAGAAGCUUUUGGUGAAAAGGAUGAACUUUGUAUCGUAUCAGAUAGAUGUGAAAGCAUUUCUAAGGCAAAAAAAAAACAAGCUGUUUCCUCAAGCAACUCACGGGAUAUGUAUGUUCAACUUCUGAAUAAUCUGAAAUCUAAAUUCAAGAAUAAAAACAAUAAGGUCAAAGAAUGUUUAUAUGUUGCUGCAAAGUCAUACAAGUUAAGAAGUUUGACUACCACAUGA
This is a messenger RNA of Mercurialis annua (annual mercury), 930 nucleotides long. RefSeq lists its product as uncharacterized. The record is from RefSeq and is a predicted model, not a curated record. The transcript has a single exon. The coding region runs from base 1 to 930 and encodes 309 amino acids. Lineage: Eukaryota; Viridiplantae; Streptophyta; Magnoliopsida; Malpighiales; Euphorbiaceae.